Clarias gariepinus (North African catfish) is the source of this 4195-nucleotide messenger RNA. It is a transcript of the gene plekhg3, whose product is annotated as pleckstrin homology domain-containing family G member 3. The record is from RefSeq and is a predicted model, not a curated record. The coding region runs from base 219 to 3479 and encodes 1086 amino acids. Lineage: Eukaryota; Metazoa; Chordata; Actinopteri; Siluriformes; Clariidae. Gene Ontology annotation, molecular function: guanyl-nucleotide exchange factor activity. The transcript is spliced from 19 exons.
AGAAACUAGCGCUAUAACACACACACACACACACACACAGACUGUGUCUCACACACACACACACACACUCUGUGAGAGGACCCUCACUCUCUCUCUCCUCGGAUUAAAGCGACGAGUCAACUGUUACUUUAAUCUCGGGUUUAAUCUCCUAAGUAACUGCAGUGUUUAAUAAGGGUGUUAAUGUGGUAUUAGUUUUGGCUCCGCCCCUGUCCUUCAUCAUGGCUCCCAAUCCUGAGCUCUCGUACCUGGACCGCGUCGUCCUGGAGAUCAUAGAGACCGAGCGGAUGUACGUCCGAGAUCUGCACAGCAUUGUGGAGGGCUAUCUCACCCACAUUAUAGAUGCUGCAGGUUUGCCGAUUGUCCCUGAGCAGGUGUGUGCUCUGUUCGGGAACAUCGAGGACAUCUACGAGUUCAACAGUGAGCUCCUGCAGGACUUGGAUUUGUGUAAAAAUCACCCUGUGUCCAUCGCCAGGUGUUUCGUCCUGAAGAGUGAUUACUUCGACAUCUACACACAGUACUGCACCAACUACCCAAACUCGGUUGCUGCGCUAACAGAAUGCAUGAGAAAUAAAACACUGCUAAAGUUUUUCAUGGAGAGACAGGAAGCUCUGCAGCACCCACUUCCUCUCGGCUCAUAUCUCCUCAAACCUGUGCAGAGAAUACUGAAGUAUCAUCUCCUGUUACAGGAGAUCGCGAAGCAUUUUGAUCCUGAUGAAGAAGGUUAUGACGUGGUUGAAGAAGCCAUUAACACCAUGACUGAAGUCGCCUGGUACAUAAACACCAUGAAGAGAAAACAUGAACAUGCUGUCCGACUUCAGGAGGUCCAGUCAUUGCUGAUUAACUGGCGCGGUCCUGACUUAACCACGUACGGCGAACUCGUUCUGGAGGGAACCUUUCGCUUUCAUCACACGAAAAACAACAGAACGCUCUUCCUGUUCGAGCGAGUCCUGCUCAUCACCAAACGACGUGGAGAAAACUUUGUCUACAAAACACACAUUUCUUGUUCGACGCUGAUGCUGAUGGAGGGAGUGAAGGACUCGCCGUGUUUCAGCGUCACACACUACAAGCACCCUAAACAUCCUCACACAGUGCAGGCCAGAACCUUAGAGGAGAAGAAACUCUGGACUCACCACAUCAAGAGACUCAUAUUAGAGAAUCAUCACACCACCAUUCCACAGAAGGCUAAAGAGGUGAUUUUAGAGAUGGAUCCCAUGUAUGAGAAGUACAGGUUUAACUCUGACAGGAAAAAGAAAACGCAGUCUGAUGACUUUACACACGCUCGUCAGUCAGAAUUAAACAAACAAAUGCUAAGGAACAACAACGCCGUGCUUAAGCACUCGGUUAGUGAAGGAGAACUGCGGGAGAACCUUAUGGCUCUGAGCUCCACCUCAAGCAUGCUGCAGGGCGUGAGCGUGGAGGACAGACGUCUGCGUGGCACUGACGGCGAGGACGCUACACACUGUGAGCUUCAGGAUGAGGAGGAAAAUGAAAGCGAAUCAGAUGAUAUGAUUACAGAGGAUUUUAGCAGCUCCAUGAUUUCCUGCUGGAGCUUCAGGGCUAAAACUCUGCUGCAGCUCAACAUGGAUGAAGAGUGUCAAAGACCGGGAGAUGCAGAUCUGUCCCAACAGGAGGAGAGACGGGUGUGUGAGGAUCCAAACACAAAUAAGGCUUCACCAAAAAUCUUGCAGUUCCUAAAGAGCAGUGCAGUGCGUGGAUCUGAAACAGGAUUACAAUCCACAACUGACGUUGGAGGAGCCGAUGGGGACCGUGUAAGCGCCGUGGAGGGUUCGGACCAGUACAGUGUUAAAGAAGAACUGAUGCUAAAUCAGGAAGGACAGUCUUCAGAAGAGGAAGUGGAGGAGGAAUCUACAGAACCUGAGAAUCACUCCAUCCUUCCAUCGUCUGUUCUUGACAAAGCAGGUCUAAUUGCUGAACAUUUUAUUGCCAGCACUCGCCGCAGUACCUUAGCACCAGACGAACUUCGGUCUCCUCAGCACACAUACCAGGAAGGAACAUCGAGCAAAAACACAACCGCGAACUUUACCCUCAUGUCCCCAAAAGAGGACACAGUGUCUGGACCAGAUCGACAUUUCUGUAAAAGGAGAGACUCGAUACUGUCCAAACAGGAACAGCUGUUAAUCGAUAAGGUCAGGAGCUACUACGAGAGUGCUGAGCAGCAGGACGCAGGUUUCAGCCUGAAGCGCAGGGAGAGUCUGGCGUACAUCCCGAGUGGACUAGUGCGCUCUUCUGUCAGCCACUUCAACAAAUUCCCUCGCACCGACCACUGGAUUAAAGCUCCAAACAUGGACACACCACUAAUGACAUCAUCACUCGCGAGUUCUGACAUCAACACCAAACCUGAUGAAGUCACAUGGCACGGUACAGACGGCGACGUCUCGGUGAGCCACAAACCAGAAGAAAUCUCAGACGGAUGUUUCCGUUCAUCAGCAGAAAUGAUUAAGGUUUGGGAGGAAAUGGAGAAAGAGGUCACAAGGUCACAGAGAGAUAAUAAGUUUAGAGACGCUUCACGUUUCAGAGGAACAACUUCAGUUUCUCAGAGGUUCAGCAGGAAGACGGAACAUCAGGAACGAGAACCGACGGCCGCUGACGAUCUCGGCACCAUCACAGAGGAAUCUCCAGCCAAGAGUAAAGAAGAAACCGAGUCAGGGGAAAAUGCAGUCUUCAGUCUGACAAAGAAGUUUAACCAGCACAAAGAGAGUGAAGUAACUUUUACUGCGUCGAGGAGGCGGGGCUCGGACACGACAACAACCGCGGCUAAUAAUAUAAACCUACCGCUUUCAACAGGCGAGGAGACCAAGAGAACCCGCGCAGGAAAACCAAACCUGGUGCUCUCAUUAACGGCGUGUGUUCAGACCACACAGGAUGCGACACACACUCCUUCCUCUAACAGUGGGACAGUUUUAUCUCCAGAGCGCUCACACUUGAAAAGUCCUUUACAUUCUGAGGGCUUCCCCUGGCCAGAUGUGAGCAAACUGCGUUCCAGGUACCACGCACUGGACGGUGCUUCUCAGACACAGCCGACUCCUGCUGCACACACACUCUCUCCAGAGCUCGACGCGGACAACAGGGCGUCUCGGGUUCGGCGUGCCGGGUCUUUGGAUCAAAAACUGCCUGUCUUUGCCUGGACCGAUUUACAGAGCAAGAAGGUGACAAGUGACUACAGCGUCUCAGCCCAGGCCGCGCUACCCAACAACAGGACCGUUAUUGUGUUGGAAAAAGUCACCACACACACCAGCCGGUCCCCGAGUCACGGUCAGGUUCAGUCCUCCACGUCUCUGGAGAAGACGUCCCCGGUGUCUGUGACCGAGCGCUGCCGGCUGUACGAGGAUCUGGACGAGGCAGUGUUAAGAGCGGGGCCUGACACCAAAAACAAAGACAGUAACACUGAUAAAUACAGCAAUGGCACACAGCCCAGUGUCGUUAAAAACCUCCGUGAGAAAUUCCUCAGUUUGAGCUAGAAGAGGGGAGAUGAUGGGAGAUGUUUAUGUCACGAUACAGAGUUACAGGAAGCCAAUAUAAUGUGUAUGAGUCAGUGUUUAAGCCACCUGGUGCAGAGUCUACACAUCUGGAACUGUAUGGCAAAUUAUUAUUUCAUCUAAAACAGAAGUCUAUAACAGGGCUGUCCAGUCUUCUCCAGAAAGGGUGUGUGUGUGUUUGCGCAGGUUUUUUAUUUAAACCAAGCAGAAGUCACACUUGAUAUUCUACUGAAAGCCAAGAAUGAUUAAUGCGAAUGCGCAAAUUAAACACAUGCGCGCGCGCGCUCACACACACACACACACACACACACACACACACACACACAGGACCUUCCUGGAUUGGACAGCCCUGCAGUCACACCAGACUUCUGUGGAUAGGAUCGAAUUAGAGACCGCUUCCCCUGGAGUGCUGUAAAUCUCGUGAUUUUACAUCAUUUCAUUCUUAUUAAACCAUCAACUAAGGCUUUGUGCCCUGAGGACAGAGCAUGCUUCAUCAUAAGAGCAGGGAGGAGGAGGAGCUACAAGAGGGACAAGUUCACUGUAAUGUAGUUAAUGAAAAAAUAAGAUGGAUUAAUUUCACCAGUGAUUAACUUCUAAUUAACAUAAUGUACUUACUGUAAGAUCAGAAUGUAGUUCAUGAUAGUUUUAUAUUAUACAGUACAUCAGUAAUUAAUGUCUGUGUUUUGUUUAAGUUUUUU